Onychostoma macrolepis is the source of this 2955-nucleotide messenger RNA. RefSeq names its product CXXC finger protein 5a (gene cxxc5a). Gene Ontology annotation, molecular function: methyl-CpG binding; zinc ion binding. Gene Ontology annotation, cellular component: nucleus. Bases 758 to 1627 code for a protein of 289 amino acids. The record is from RefSeq and is a predicted model, not a curated record. Lineage: Eukaryota; Metazoa; Chordata; Actinopteri; Cypriniformes; Cyprinidae. The transcript is spliced from 3 exons.
AGAAAAAAAACACACAGGCUGCACAGUGCAUAGGGCGACCGAGCCGCCACAAAUCUCCGUCCGUAACAUUAACCCUCAAAUCUUUCACAACGUUCGUGCGCAUCGAUAAACACCCUACGCGUUCCGCUUCCACAUUUAAAACGUCGCCAAAAAGAAGCGCUGCGUGACGCGAAAUGUCUUUGUUUAUCUGUGCGUUUUCUCUGUCGUCUCAGCGUCGCCGAAAGUCCAGUUCGGUUUUUACGUGAAGCUCCAAAAAUCUAUGAAAUGUGUUUGCAUGUUCUUCUGGAUGUAGAGGUGGGAUUGCGAGAAUCGAAAGGUUGGUGAGCCCACACGCUCAGCUUCCCAGAAAGUACGUUUAGCAAUAAUUCACUAUUCUCUUCCUCACGCGCUCGGCUCGGUCGAAGGCUAUAUCAUUUCUGGAAGUGAAGAAUAAGCUUUUUCUCCCUUCUUUUUGCCAUCAAUCUCUACGACAGGCUUGGAGAAGGGGCGCUCGGACAGUGGAAGCCCUCCCCUCUGCUCGGAUCUGCCUUGGUAGUUUACAGGUUGCCGGCGGAAAGAUGUGGAUGAGGGCUGAAGUCUAGAGUCGAGGGCAUCGGGGUCUGCCUGCCAUUGGCCGGCCAUUUUGCCCGUUAAGGGGAGGCUCCACCCUCACCUGGGCACUGAGUGGAUUGCGAGCGCUGCCUGGCUCCUCCCUCGUCAGCCCCGUCCCCUCCCCAACCCCACCCCCCCUCCCACGCUCACACCCCGGGGCUGGACCAUGUCUGGCGGACAGCCGGAGGGCAGCCGGACACCCAAGGCCCAGGACCAGGACACGGACCAGGACCAGGACAAGCGCAGUUGUGGGGAGGACAGCCCCGUUAUCGAACGCCGCAACCGGAGCGGCAUCAUCAGCGAGCCCCUCAGCAAGAGCCUGAAGAGGUCUCGCACCCUCUCGCAGUACACCGCCGCAUGCCCCCAGACCGCCAACGGACUGAAACACAACGGCCAGGCCAAGAGCCACGCGGCCAAGCCCCAGCCCGCCCAGCAGCAGCCGCAGCAGCCUUCCGCCUCGGCCUUGGUGCCGAGCAAGCUGGACCGAACCCUGGAGCAGGUGCUGGAGGGACAGAACGGCCUGUUGCACUUUGCCCAGGCAGCUGCGCUGCUCAAGCGGGCGGGCAUGGAGCACAUGCUGCUGCCGGGGGGAAUGGGAGUGGGCGUGGGCGGGGGCGAGGUGGGGACGGUCGACCUGGAAGGAGCGUCGGUGGCCGACACGGUGGGGGGUCACACAGAUUUCCCGUACGGCGUGGGUGGAGGCGGCUUCCCCUUCAACCCAGGGCUGUUCAUCAUGACGCCUGCCGGAGUCUUCCUCGCCGACAGCGCGCUGCACAUGGCUGGCUUGACGGAGUACCCAGUGCAAAGCGAGCUGGCCUCCGCCAUUAGCUCCGGGAAGAAGAAAAGGAAACGCUGUGGGAUGUGCCCACCUUGCCGGCGCAGGAUUAACUGCGAGCAGUGCAGCAGUUGCCGGAACCGCAAGACAGGCCACCAGAUCUGCAAGUUCCGCAAGUGCGAGGAGCUCAAGAAGAAACCGUCUGCUGCACUGGAGAAGGUGAUGCUGCCGACGGGCGCGGCGUUCCGGUGGUUCCAGUAGGACUGUGACCUCUGACCUCCACCCAAAGCUCUGCCAUCAAGUGCAAUGCCAACUCUCGCUUGGAUCAUCUCGGGCACCAACACUGGCUGACAAACACAAACUACGUGAAAAAAAGAGAAACACAAGACAACUAUGAAAAAAAAAACUUCAUCACAAGAUACAGAACAAUAAAACAACAAUACAAAAAGAAUCAAACGAGUAAUGGAUGCACCUACUUAUUCCUUGAACCAAAAAUUAAACAUAAAUAAAAAUAUCUAUGGCAACUUUCAUUCCCUUUUAUAUGUUUCCAUUUUGGUACCUUUUUGUCCCUUUUCCAGCAGAUUUUUUCUGUGGCUUAGACAUGGAACUGUUCAUUGACAAACAGAAAUGGCGGACUCAGUGUGGACAAUCAACAAAAUUUCUGUGUUUGGUGUUAAUGUUGUUCACGUGUGGAAAGAUACAGUACUUGUGUAGAGAAUGUAAAUUUUACGGCUAUAUUUUAAAAUUAGUGGCUAAUGGCAAGCACUAUUGUAAUUUAGGACCAUUGUUCUUACUUAAAAACUGUAUUUUAUGAUUGUUUCUUUUUUUUUAGUUUGAUUUAAAUUCAUAGUUUUAAAAACUGAUCAAUGUUUGUCUUUCAAGGGAGAGUAAAUAUUCCAAAAUCUACAAAUCCAGUUUUCUGAAUGAACAAAUAUGCAUAAAAAAAAAAAAACCCUACUCUGACAACGACUUAAUUGGAAGAUAAAAUUGUCAUUGUUUCUGUAGGGUUGUUACUACUGGAAGCUCCAAACUUUAAAUAUUUCAAUUUGUUUUACUGUGCUGACAGCCUUUUGUUAUAUUAUGUCAGAUUACAUCAUAUCACGUCACGUAAUAUCACGUCGAAUCACGUUCCAUGUGAUGUUACGUUUUAUUACGGCUCGUCACAUUAUUGUUCUCAGUGUACAGGUCUGAAUUUUUACAGAGCCCUCCACAGCACUUGCUUGGCUCUAUUGAACGCACUGAAAAAGAUUGAACUUUUUUUGUUUUGUUUUGUUUUGUUUUGUUUUGAUGACAUUGCCGGUAGCUACAUCUUUUAAAAAAAGCAGCAAUGUUUGUAUUGGAUUAGAACUAUGGGCUGGUUUUGUGAAUAAAAACAAAUGCAUGUAUUUGUGUCGAAAAUUUACAGCUCUGACGUCUGUCUAUUUGCAUGUUUUUUAAGAAACAGCAACAAACGUACAAAAAAAAUUAUAACAAUAUGGAAAUGUUCGCAGAAUCUUCUAGGUUGUUCCCUUUUCCAUUCAAACAGUAAAAUAAAAAGCAAUGGGACAAAAUAUGUCAUUUUGAGAUGCGAUAAAGAUGUUUUAUCAAGA